Brassica oleracea var. oleracea is the source of this 1380-nucleotide messenger RNA. Its product is annotated as pentatricopeptide repeat-containing protein At3g60980, mitochondrial-like. Lineage: Eukaryota; Viridiplantae; Streptophyta; Magnoliopsida; Brassicales; Brassicaceae. The transcript has a single exon. The coding region runs from base 1 to 1380 and encodes 459 amino acids. The record is from RefSeq and is a predicted model, not a curated record. Gene Ontology annotation, molecular function: protein binding. Gene Ontology annotation, cellular component: chloroplast.
AUGUCAAGCAGCCGCCGCUACCUACUCCUCCAGAGGAGGAUGAUGUCGUCUUCACCAAAACUAUAUCCGGUUGGGAGGGAUCAUCCCCGGCCUGAGGACCGCAUCACCAUUCUCGGUGGUCCAUCAGCACUACUUGGUCGAGUCAAGUUCCUGAUCGAUGAUAUUGUAGACCUCGACGUUGCAGCCAAGCACGCCCGUCGAGCUGCUGCGUGGAAGAAGAGGAUGGCACCGCACCGAGCCAUCGAAACCUGCAAUGCGAUCAUAGGCGCCAUGUGCGACGCUGGGCGGUCAGGAGACGCCAUUGAUCUGUUCGAUUUCUUUUUCAACAAAUCAGAGAUGAAACCAAACAUCUCUUCCUGCAAUCUAAUCAUCAAAUCCCACUGCGAGCACGGCCGUCUCGACGACGCUCUCCGCCUCUACACUCACCUCUCCUCCUCGGAAAACACUACUCCUUCUCCCGACCACAAAACGUACGACCUCCUGACCAAGGCCCUGGUCGACGCCGGAACGAUAAACCAAGCUCUGGAUCUCUUGUUGGAAGGAAGAAGGGUCCUGUUCAAUUUCCAAGAGCCAGGCAUGUACAUGAACCUCGUCCGUGGCUUCUUGGAACAAGGGAAUCUCGACAUGGCGUAUCAGCUCCGGGACGACUUCACGACCUGUUCCAUACGCAACAAAAUCGCAGUCCUCGACUCCGUGUUUGUAGAGUAUUUGUUCAAGCAAGGCAAGGACGAGGAGGCUAUGGAGCUAUACAGAAGCUCAGUGAACAACAAGGAUGGCUUCACAGCAAAUGGUACUGUCGGUAAUCCCUAUCUCAAAUUAUUGCUCACGUACGGCCAAAAAAAACAAGCCUGGGCAUUGUUCCAGUAUAUGCUUGACAAUUACGUAUGCUGCUUUGGGUUUAACAAAGAUACUGUCAAUAUGAUGGUGAACGACGGUAAUCCCUAUCUGAAAUUAUUGCUCAAGUACCGCCAAAAAAAACAAGCGUGGGCAUUGUUCCAGUAUAUGCUUGACAAUUACGAAUGCUGCUUUGGGUUUAACAAAGAUACUGUCAAUAUGAUGGUGAACGAGUGUUUCGAUGUGGGACGGUUCGGCGAUGCGGUCAACGUUUUCAACAAGGCAAAGGCAACGCUCCAGUACGGGCUUCCUGUUGAAGCAUACAGGAACAUUAUUACAAGGUUGUGUCAAAACGGAAGGUUGUCCGAUGCUGAGACUAUGUUUAAUGGAUUAGUGAAAGAACAAGGAUACCAUAAACCAGAUGUUGAAACCUAUAAAGCAUUGAUUCGUGCAUAUGUUGAGUCUUCAAGGGUUGAGGAUGCGGUUCAAACCUCAAACAAGAUGAUGGCUUCUAAACUCCACAGGGCCACUCAGUUGUUUUUCUAG